AUGUGUUCCGCUCGAACGCUGAGUCUGGCUCUCCUGCCUUCCAUCCUGCACCUCCGAUACGUCCGAAAACUGAAGCAAGGUCGAAAAUGCGACGUAAGGUUCUUACUCGCUCCGUCAAAACGCAGGAGAAGCGCCCAUGUGCGCAAGGCCAACAGCGCAUAUCUCUCGCAUUUUGACCCGGGUAUGGAGGCGGAAGGCCGGAAGGCCCAGCGGAUGAGAGACGACGAACUGGCUAUGCCGCCACCGCCGCCACCAAACAAGAGGAUACGAGAGGAGAUGGAAGUUGUGGGCGAAGUGGACGAGGAAGAGACAAGGUCGUGGGAGCAGCGAAGAGCAGUCAGAGCAGCAGCUCGAAACGCGCACAUCAUCGACUCGACACGAGACUUUACCGUCCCUCCUGAGAUUUUCCACCCAAACAGCGACCCAGCAUUUCGCUUUCCAAAACCUGCGCGAUCAUGGGCAGGUCCAGCAACUGGACAAGCCAUGGACCAGUUCAACUACUUCACGAAUUCGCUCACUCCGCAAGGCAUGGAUAUGAUGGACUGUCGAGACUAUUCCGAGGGCUCUGCACAGGAGGUUCAUGCUGAUCCAUCUACUCCAUCGUUUGAUCCGAGUUUGUUCGUUGCCGCCCCUGAUCAUACAGUCUCGAAUUUGCCAGAAGAAACUUCAAUUCUGGAUCAACCCGGGAACCAACAACGCUCAGAGCUCACCCAAGGUGUCCGUCCCGGGCAGCCACAGCAAAACAUUUCCAUACCAGCUCCUCGAUCAGGAUUCUUUCCGACCAUCACAACACUCCCACCCCCUUCAAACCCACGACGCGAAUCCUUCGUCAGCUUCCUCCGAGACUUCCCAUCCCACAACUACAUCCUCCCCACCGGCGCCCCCCUGAACUUCACCAUGGUAGAAAUCAUCGCCAUCCUCCCCAGCUGGUUCAAGAACACAUCCCUAGCCACCCGCUUCCUAAACAACAACAUCACUGCCAGUAUUCACCUCGCCAUCCUACAAGAACACCGGGAUCUAGGCAUCACAACGGAGCACGAAAGGGCCAGAGCGCGUGAAGGCAUCGCAGACGCCUACCGCAAGACGAUGCGCAGCGUGGAUCCGGAGUGGACGAAAGCGCGGCACAGGAUCCCGAAGGAAUGGAACAACGGGGUCAUGAACGUUAAUACCUUCGUCCCUGAUGUUGUGCACGAGACGUGGUAUCAAGCCCCGCCGCCGAUCGCGUUCAAGGCGCUCUGUAACGGUUUGAAGAAGUUGCCGCAGGGUGCUGAUGCGGGAGACCUGACGCGUGCGCUGGAGUAUGCGCUGUGUAAUACCAAGUUCGAUCAGUUUCAGCAGCCGCAUGAACUCCUGUUUCCUGAUGACCUGCAGAUGAUACUGGGUUAUAUCGGGCGCACGGAUGUUACCAUGGAGCAUACUGAUCGGUGUGUUGUUCGACGGUAUGCGGAUGUGGUCAGGAAGGCGGUGGGAGAUAGGAAGCCUGCGUUGAAGCAGAUGAAGUCGCCAGGGAUGGGAAUGCCUGCAGCACCGUCGGUGAAAAACCAGCGGGCAGAGUCUGAGUUUGCUGUUCCUCAAGCUACGCUACAGAUUCCACCCGGGGAGCUCAACGUGGCUCUCCUAAGUGGCGCCGCUCCACCUGUACCCAAAGUGACCAUCAUCCCCAGCACACCCACCAACACCAUAGUUCGCACGAGCACACCACCCCCAGGCUUCGCCUUCUCAGCCGAAGUCCUAGCCCUAAUAACGCCACCAGGCUACCCAGCAAACCACUUCGCAUCUCCGCCCGAAGUCCACCCUAGCGAAACCGCUAUCGACAGAACCCGCAGAGAAGUAGCUUACAUGGACUCUCUCAUCCAAGAACAUGCUUCCUCGAACUUAUCAUGUCUGCCCACGCCGUCGCCCUCGCCAGAGUCAAAGUUCGACAGAAAACAAGUGCAUGAGCAGGUGCAGACCUUCGAGCGCUACUCGCAGACCCACCUCCUGCGUGACUGUCACGAAGGCUGCUCGGAGGAGGAACAGGAUGACAGUGAUCUUGCAUGUGCGGCUCGCUAUGCACGGUUGCCGGAUCAGAUUGGGACGGAUUGGCGGGUUCAGGAUAUGGCGCUUAUCGCUGGGCUGUUGGCGUUGCAGGAUGGGAAUUAG
Molecule: messenger RNA, 2142 nt
Organism: Dothidotthia symphoricarpi CBS 119687
Lineage: Eukaryota; Fungi; Ascomycota; Dothideomycetes; Pleosporales; Dothidotthiaceae
Exons: 3
Coding region: 1-2142 (713 amino acids)
Source: RefSeq, a predicted model, not a curated record